AUGUCUGAUCUUUUAUUAUAUUCGAUCAUGCACAAUCCUCAGUGCAUUGGUCAUAAUAACAACACAUUUCCGAAACAACAACCCCAGACACAAAUCUCAUUACCACCUUUAUCGUCUUUAUUACCACCAAUUCAUAAUUAUCACUACCAUAAUCAUCAUCAUCACCACAAUACAAAUGACGUGAUCUUACCACCACCUUCUAACUACACCACUGCACCAUUGAUUCACAGCGGGUCCAUUACUCCAACCCAAAACCACCAUCCUCUCACUGAAUCCAAUUUAAUUAAGCAAAACAUGGAACCUUCUAAUGGCUUGGGUCUUUUGACUUCAGCCAUAUCUUCGUUGCCUUCUUGUUCACCAGCUUCUUCGGUGGCUUCAAUGUCAUCACCAUCUUCCCCAAAUAUGAAAUCCAGAACUAAAAGAAGACAAAGAUUAGGACCAAGUUGUGAUUCUUGUAGAUUAAGAAAGGUUAAGUGUGAUGCUGACAUCAUCAUUCUUGCCAAACAAAAUGGAUUACAAUCAGUUGCCCUUCAUCACCCAAACGUUGCCCUUGAAGAACAAUUAAAUGCACUUGCCCAAGGUCAAUCUAUUCCUAUUAAUGAAGAAUACAAUUUGAUUGUAACUAAUGACAAGUUGAUUAAGUUCAAGAGUUGUCACAGUUGUAAUUUGAAACAAUUACCUUGUUGUUUCUCCAAGGGAUUCACCAAGGAAGACAUCAUGAGUAACAAGAGACUGUCUACUGCUACAUCUCCUGCUAUGACUACGACCACCCCAUCUGUGAUCAAAAAGAGUAAACCAGUCAUCAAGAAGAAAGCCUUACCAAAAUCAUCCCCAAUAAUACUGGCAAUCACACAACAAUUAAAACCAAUUACUCCUAUGGCCAUUGCUUCGGUGAAGCAAGAGUUACCAGAAGAACAAUUUGCCGCUGGUCGCAAAUCUUCGUGUAUCUCAUGCCGCAAAAGAAAAGUCAGAUGUGUUUACAAUGCCACAUUAAACAAAUGUGAAGGAUGUAAUAAGAAAAAGUCUGAUUGUGUUUAUGACAAACAAAAAUAG
This is a messenger RNA of Spathaspora passalidarum NRRL Y-27907, 1053 nucleotides long. RefSeq names its product Sut1p. The coding region runs from base 1 to 1053 and encodes 350 amino acids. The transcript has a single exon. Gene Ontology annotation, molecular function: zinc ion binding; DNA-binding transcription factor activity, RNA polymerase II-specific. Gene Ontology annotation, biological process: regulation of DNA-templated transcription. Lineage: Eukaryota; Fungi; Ascomycota; Pichiomycetes; Serinales; Debaryomycetaceae. The record is from RefSeq and is a predicted model, not a curated record.